UGUGAUUUUGAUGAGUUCAAAAUAAAAAGUCUCUGUAAUUUUCUUACUAUAAACAAUUCUUGCCUAUUUUCCUGGGAACCACAAAAUUAGUUUCCUUUACUCCACUUUCAAACAUGCAUGUGAACAUAAGUGUUACCAAAUGUAACUUUUUGUUUAGUCACCAACCACUUCGCUCAUUCCUUAUCUAUCUAUCUAACCUUCAAGAUUAAAAAAUUUGAAUAUUGUACUUCUCUCUUUUUUACUCCAUCCAUGCUUUUGGAGGGUCUCUCUUGAUUCUGAGCUAUUUCUAACUUAUCCCCCAAAAAAAAUGUCCCCAAACUAAAUCUUGAUCGCCAAAACGCCAUCUAACUUGAAAAGUAUCUGCAAACAUGUUUUCCUCGCCAAACUUUCCACAAACAAGACUUAACACACACAAAUACACAACCAUCACAAAGUUGUACAUGUCGCUUUUUUUGUUGUUGUAUCUCAUCUCUGAUUGGCCAGGAAGAGCUGUACUAAUCAUCAACAUGAAACAUGGAAACAUAUAAAAUACCUCUGAAUGUGUGUGUGUGUGCGACCUAAGUACACAGUACAGAGAGUAUGCUAUUGCUAUGUUAGUACUGCUUAGAGUGAGAUAAAAGUUCUGAUGAAAAUAAUCUGUGUAUCGCUAAUGUUGUUUCACACUUGUUUGUAGAAAUGUUAAAGUUUGAACAUGGAGAUCAGCACUAACAGGUCUGACAUUUUUAUUCACGUCCAUCCGUGUUAUAAAUUAGACAUGUUGAAUGUGUUGUUCAGUAACCCGUCUGCAGUCUGCUUCCUGUUCCAUGUUUUCCUCAGCUCAUUAUCUGCUGCCACCGUAUGUGGAAACCUGCUGGUAAUACUCUCCAUCGCUUAUUUCAAACAACUGCAAACUCCUUCCAACGCUCUCGUCCUGUCUCUGGCUGUGGCUGACCUCCUGGUCGGGAUCAUUGUUUUCCCUGUCACCAUCGAGUUCCCUUUGACCGCGUGUAUUUUUCACCACAAUGUGUUUUGCACUGUACGCGGUACUUUCGAAGUGUGCCUGUGCACAGCAUCCAUUCUGAACCUGUGCUGCAUUUCCAUCGACAGAUACUACGCCGUUUGUCGACCGCUCUCCUACAAAACCAGGAUGAACGACAACGUCGUUUUAGUGAUGAUCCUGCUGAGCUGGACUGUUUCUGCUUUGGUUGGACUUGGUUUAGUUUUUGUGGGGAUGAACCAGGCGAACUGCGAGGACUGUUUCGUCGAUAAGGUGGUGGCAAACGUGAUGGGCCUUAUUUUUGCAUUUUACCUUCCGGUGGUCAUCAUGCUCUGUAUCUACUUAAAGAUUUUCGCCGUCGCACAAAAACAGGCGCAUAGCAUCCAGAACGCAACGAGCCAUAUCAGGAAGUCCGGAGGAGCGAUCAGUAAGAUGGAGAAAAAGGCCACAAAGACAUUAGCUACAGUUAUGGGAGUAUUUCUGAUCUGCUGGUUGCCUUUCUUUCUGUGUACCACUGUGAUGUCCUUCAGUGGUGCUUAUGUUCCGCUCGAGUUUAUUGAAUUUCUGAACUGGCUCGCACUUUCUAACUCCAUGCUUAAUCCACUCAUCUAUGCCUUCUUCUAUAGCUGGUUCAGGUCAGCGUUCAGGAUGAUCGUCUCAGGGAAAAUCGUUCAUGGCAAUUUUACCAACUCAAAGCUACACUAACUGAUCUGUGAGAUGAAAUCACCAAAAUGUUACACUGUUGCCGUAACAGUCAGGGUAAUUUUUUUUGGUAGGAUUUGUACGUAAUUGGACAUUUUCUAUCUGAGAUAUCUCAUCAGAAUGAUAGGUUAACUGCAGUACUGGUUGUCACCUGACAGGUGUCACUGUUUAGUUGUACGGUCAUCCUCACAUUUUGCUCUGUUAUUUUGAAUUUAUUUUUAUUUAUGUAUUGCUUUAAUGUUGUUUAGUGUAACGUAUGGAAUGGAAAAUAAAUGUAAGUAAAGUAAAGUCACAUAAUAUUUGUGGGUUUCUUUCUGUUUUACAUUUAUAUUUCAUUUUAGUCUAAACAAAAACAAUACAACAAUUAUGUUUUUUGUGAGGUUGUAUAUAAACUUUGGACUUUUUGAUAUCAUUUUGCACUUUGUAUAUAUUUUAAUUACCUAGAGUUUUUUUUCUCUGUGAGUGGAUGGGAGGGUGUGUGUGUGUCCGUGUACAGGUACGUGGUCGCCCGUGACCUCACCGGUGCUGUGUCUACGCUGACAAUCACACACACCUGGCACCGAUCCCAGCUCAUCAGUACGCCUGGUUGUAAUCACCUGCACGUUGUCGCCACUAUGCUGUGACCGUUUGCUAACUGACAUGGUAAUCUUUAGGCUCCCUCCCAUACGCUCAUGAACCCCGUCGCUUUUUUCUAACUCUGAGAUUUUGGCCUGCCUCUCUGCAGUUCCUGGUUCUUCACCGUCAUCCUCCUCCUCCUCCACUGCCGCUAU
Cynoglossus semilaevis (tongue sole) is the source of this 2448-nucleotide messenger RNA. Its product is annotated as trace amine-associated receptor 1-like. The coding region runs from base 692 to 1681 and encodes 329 amino acids. Lineage: Eukaryota; Metazoa; Chordata; Actinopteri; Pleuronectiformes; Cynoglossidae. Gene Ontology annotation, molecular function: G protein-coupled receptor activity. The transcript has a single exon. Gene Ontology annotation, biological process: positive regulation of MAPK cascade; adenylate cyclase-activating adrenergic receptor signaling pathway. Gene Ontology annotation, cellular component: plasma membrane. The record is from RefSeq and is a predicted model, not a curated record.